Molecule: messenger RNA, 3261 nt
Organism: Pseudogymnoascus destructans
Lineage: Eukaryota; Fungi; Ascomycota; Leotiomycetes; Thelebolales; Thelebolaceae
Exons: 1
Coding region: 136-3192 (1018 amino acids)
Cellular component (GO): intracellular anatomical structure; catalytic step 2 spliceosome
Molecular function (GO): RNA binding; ATP binding
Source: RefSeq, a predicted model, not a curated record
CCUCCCAAGGUGUCGGAGGAGCCAUUUAGUAGCGACAACUACGAGUCUUCUUUCGAACCUUUCAGGGCAGGCAAUCUUUUUUAGUUUGCCGUGUCCAAGGCUUUGUUUAGAGACGAAACCAGCACACGGCAAACGAUGGGUCCCAAGAAAUACGCCCUCCUCCCCAUGGAGGAGGAGGAAUUGGCCCCUGCCAAGGUCGUCGAGAAGAAGAAGGAGAAGCGCUCUCGACGCGAUUGCGAGAAAUCAUCCUCUUCACACCAUGAUAGGGACCGCCGUGACCGGAGUCGAGAGCGCGAACGCUCGCCACGACGUGACAAGUCGCCCCGCCGACGAUCACCGCGUCCGACCGAACACAAGUCCAGAACUAUCCGACGACCUGCUGGCGAUGAAAAUUAUCAGGAUCGUUGGGGUGAUGAAGAAUAUGACUCUGCGGAGGAACAGGAAUUCCAGGAGUCGGCGCCGAAGCGGUUGAAGACGGACCACGAUGACGAGGCGGAUCUAUCUGAAGGCGCCAAGGAAGAGCGUGAGAGGCAAAAGGAUAUCGAGGAGCGGGAGGCAUUUGCGAAGCGUUUGAGGGAGAAGGAUGAUGAUAAAACUAGGAAACUUGUUGAAGACAGGUCUUCCACUAAGGAUGGCAAGAUAUUGGCGCAACGGCGGCUGCUCGCUGAGGAUGCGGCAGCGAGAAGUGCGGCAUUGCCAGAUCUGAGGGAGAGGUCACGACAGGAGUACUUGAAGAAGAGGGAGGCCGAACGAUUGGCGUUACUGAGGAAGCAGGUUUCGGAGGAGACGGAGGAACUGAGGAGCGGCGUCAGGUUGUCCGAGAAGGAAAAGACGGAAUUUGCGAAGAAUAGGGAAGUGUUACGGAUCGCGGAGGAGCGGUUACGUAUCGACGACCAUUUGGAUGGCUACGCCAUGCCAGAGGACUAUAUCACGGAGAAAGGCAAAAUCGACAGGAAGAAGAAGGAGGAGGCUAUGUACAAGCGCUAUGUUGACCGUGACGAAUACGGCCAAGAGAAGUUCGUCACAGAGCACGAGGAGUGGGAAAAGGAACAAGCGACCAAAGCCAAAGCUCAAGUCCAAAGCAGAGAGUGGACGGAUCAAGGCGAAUAUGACUAUGUCCUGGACGAGGAGCAAGGAAUUAAAUGGGUUAUGGAUCAAAGAAUGCCAGGCGAGGGCAAAGGCAUGUCGAAGGAAGAGAGAUUUUUGGCCGAACAGCUCAAGGCUGCAGAGAAGAGAGCCCUGAGCAUGGAGGAGACGCGGAAAAGUCUUCCCAUCUAUGUAUACAGGGACGAGUUCCUUGCAGCCUUGGAGGAGCAUCAGAUCCUUGUCAUUGUUGGUGAAACUGGUAGUGGAAAGACUACGCAGCUGCCUCAGUACUUGCAUGAAGCCGGAUAUACGAAAGAUGGCCUGAAGGUCGGAUGCACGCAACCUCGUCGUGUUGCAGCGAUGAGUGUUGCAGCUCGUGUAGCUGAUGAGAUGGGUGUCAAAGUAGGGAACGAAGUUGGUUAUUCGAUCAGAUUCGAGGACUCGACGAGCGACAAGACUGUCUUGAAGUACAUGACUGAUGGUAUGUUACUGCGAGAGUUCAUGACAGAACCAGAUCUGGGUGGCUAUGCUGCCAUCAUGAUUGACGAGGCCCACGAACGGACUGUUCACACUGACAUUUUGUUGGCGUUGGUUAAAGAUUUGGCGAGAGAGAGGCCCGACUUGAAGCUGCUCAUUUCUUCCGCAACUAUGAACGCAAAGAAAUUUGCCGACUACUUUGACGACGCACCCAUUUUCAACAUUCCUGGCCGUCGAUACCCUGUCGAUAUCCAUUACACACCACAACCGGAAGCAAACUAUUUGGCAGCUGCAAUUACUACAGUCUUUCAGAUUCACACCACUCAAGGGAAGGGGGAUAUUCUCGUCUUCUUAACUGGUCAGGAUGAGAUUGAAGCUGCGGAGCUGAAUAUCAUGGAAAUCUCUAGAAAGCUGGGUAGCAGAGUGCCCGAGCUUGUCAUAUGUCCCAUUUACGCCAACUUACCCUCCGAGUUACAGAGCAAGAUUUUCGAGCCAACCCCUGACGGUGCUCGAAAGGUAGUGUUAGCCACCAACAUUGCUGAGACGAGUUUGACCAUCGACGGUAUCGUAUACGUUAUCGACCCUGGUUUCGUGAAGGAGAAUAUCUACAAUCCUGUCACUGGCAUGUCAAAACUUGUAGCAGUACCCUGUUCUCGCGCCUCCGCAAACCAGCGAAGCGGGAGAGCCGGUCGUGUCGGCCCUGGAAAGUGCUUCAGACUCUAUACCAAGUGGGCGUUUAUGAACGAGAUGGAUGAAUCCACCACUCCCGAAAUCCAGCGCACAAACCUCAACGACAUCGUCCUCCUCCUCAAGUCUCUAGGUAUCCACGCACUCCUCGACUUCGAAUUCAUGGACCCGCCUCCCACCGAAACCCUAAUCGGCGCACUGAACCAGCUCUUCGCCUUACAGGCCCUCAACCACAGAGGCGAGCUCACCAAAAUCGGACGUCAAAUGGCCGAGUUCCCCACCGACCCCAUGCUCGCAAAAUCCAUCCUCGCCGCCGACAAACUCGGCUGCGUCGAAGAGAUCCUCAGCAUAGUCGCCAUGCUCUCCGAAGCCUCGGCCCUCUUCUUCCGCCCCAAAGACAAGAAGAUCCACGCUGACAGCGCACGCGCGCGCUUCACCGUCAAGGAAGGCGGCGACCACCUCACUCUCCUGAAUAUCUGGAACCAGUGGGUCGAUAGCGACUUCAGCCCUAUCUGGAGCAAAGAGAACUUCCUGCAGCAACGCUCGCUCACGCGUGCGCGCGAUGUCCGUGAUCAGCUUGCUAAGCUGUGCGAGCGUGUCGAGGUCACUAUCAGUAGUGUGGGCGCGGCGGAUCUGGUGCCGAUCUCGAAGGCUAUCACGGCGGGAUUCUUCCCUAAUGCGGCGAGAUUGCAGCGUGGAGGCGAUAGCUACAGAACGGUGAAGAAUAAUAAUACGGUGUAUGUGCAUCCCAGCAGCGUGCUGAUGGAUGCGAAUCCGCCGAUUAAGAUGGUGGUGUAUUAUGAGUUGGUGCAGACGACGAAGGAGUAUAUGAGGAGUUGUCUGCCUAUUAAGGCGGAGUGGCUCACGGAGGUAGCGCCGCACUUUCAUAAGAAGAAGGAUAUUGAAGAGCUGGAGGAGAAGAAAAUGCCCAAGGGGCGGUAGGAUAGACGGGGGCUCGGGCGUAGUAUCCGUAUGCAUAUAUCUAAAUAAAUACAUAAAAUGGAAUAUCUG